Messenger RNA from Erinaceus europaeus (western European hedgehog), 4994 nucleotides. RefSeq names its product ubiquitin conjugating enzyme E2 H (gene UBE2H). The record is from RefSeq and is a predicted model, not a curated record. Gene Ontology annotation, molecular function: ubiquitin conjugating enzyme activity; SUMO conjugating enzyme activity. Gene Ontology annotation, cellular component: nucleus. Gene Ontology annotation, biological process: protein sumoylation; ubiquitin-dependent protein catabolic process; protein polyubiquitination. Bases 435 to 986 code for a protein of 183 amino acids. Lineage: Eukaryota; Metazoa; Chordata; Mammalia; Eulipotyphla; Erinaceidae. The transcript has 7 exons.
CCCAGAGCGAGGCUGGGGUAGAGGCCGACCGAGCUGGAGUCGUCCGCUUGUCGUGGAGGCUACUAGGGAGCCGGCGAGAGGGUGAGCGGGCGAGCAGAGCCGAGCAGAGCCGAACAGAGCCGAGCAGAGCAGGCAGGAGGCAGCGCCGGGGCCGGGCCUCGGCGGAACUCACCGCCCGAGAGGGGCAGCCCGAGCCGGGCGCCGCGGGGUCCCCACCCCCACUCGGCCGGACAGUGCCCGGUGUUCCCCCGUGCGGGGGGCGGCGGCUGCGGCUGACGGGACCCGACAGGACCGCGGCGGGGCUGGGGGUGGGGUUGCCACCUCCACCGAGGAGCCGGCGCGGCCGCCGCGGGCUCUUCAGCGCCGGGGCCCCGGGGCCCGUGACAGACGGGCCGAGGAAGGGAGAAAGGCGACGGGGAAGCAGCGGCGACACCAUGUCAUCUCCCAGUCCGGGCAAGAGGCGGAUGGACACGGACGUGGUCAAGCUCAUUGAGAGUAAGCAUGAGGUUACAAUCCUGGGAGGACUCAAUGAAUUUGUAGUGAAGUUUUACGGACCACAAGGAACACCAUAUGAAGGCGGAGUAUGGAAAGUUAGAGUGGAUCUCCCUGAUAAAUACCCUUUCAAGUCUCCAUCUAUAGGAUUCAUGAAUAAAAUUUUCCAUCCCAACAUUGAUGAAGCGUCAGGAACUGUGUGUCUAGAUGUAAUUAAUCAGACUUGGACAGCUCUCUAUGAUCUUACCAAUAUAUUUGAGUCCUUCCUGCCCCAGUUGUUGGCCUAUCCUAAUCCCAUAGACCCUCUCAAUGGUGAUGCUGCAGCCAUGUACCUCCACCGACCAGAAGAAUACAAGCAGAAAAUUAAAGAGUACAUCCAGAAAUACGCCACGGAGGAGGCGCUGAAGGAGCAGGAGGAGGGCACCGGGGACAGCUCGUCGGAGAGCUCCAUGUCUGACUUUUCGGAAGAUGAGGCCCAGGAUAUGGAGUUGUAGUAGAGAAGGCACCUGCUUUUCAGAAAAAAAGACUAUUAUUUCCUAACCAUGAGAAGCAGACUAUAAUAUUCAUAUUUAAACAAAGCAAUUUUUUUUAUUACUAAACAAGGUUUUUAUGAAUAAUAGCAUUGAUAUAUAUAUAUUAUAUAUCACCCUUUAGAUCUUGAUUUCUCGGUCAUUUCUCAACCUGAGGUGCAUAGCAUAUUCCCACAUUCCAUUUUGGUAGCAAUAUGCGGUUUCGAAUGCAUGCAUUCUUUAAGUCCAUCUGGCCAAGUCAGCCCAUGCGCUACUGAAGUGUCACAAACGAGGGAGCCGCUCUGAUAGCUAGGCACGAGUGACAGUAACAGGACACAAAGGAAAAAAGUCGCUUCUUGUAAGAAUUUGAUGGUUCCAAAGAAACAAACCAACCAGCUCUCAGACAUGAAGAUAGACUAGUGUGGCGUGUUCAAACAGUGGAAGAGAGAAAAAAAAAUUGGAAGAAACAAAACAAAACAAAAAAGCCUGUCGGGGAAGGGAACACGGAGAACCAGCUUCCCAUGACCCAUAGGUGGGUCCCAUCCCUGUGGAGUGACAGUCUCACACAGAAAGCUAAUUAGAGGAUUGAAACUAAAAGAAAAAAAAAAUUGACUGGGAUCUUUUUAAGUACAUUUUUAUAUGUUGGUUCCUGCCCUUCUUGCUACCAGGCCUUGUGCAGCCACGAGUGUUUUUGCUUUUUGAACCUUUUUUGGAAGUGUUUUUGGUUUUUUUUUUUUUUUUUUCCCCUCUGGACCUGGUGUCUUUCCUUCCUUUCUUUCUUCCUUUCUCUUUGUUUCUUUCUUUUCCUUCCUUCCUUCCUUCCUCUUGAGGGUAGAGCCUGUGACCCAGAGCCUUUUUUUUUUUUUUUUAACAGGCCAGGAGGAAGGAAGGAAAAGUGAUGUACCGCUGCCCUGGACUUAAGAGCUUUAAAUUGGAGAGGUCGUGGGAAUUCUGUUAGUUUCUUUUCCUGGGGAAGAGGCAGGGACAGGUAGACGUUUGGAGAGUGGGGUUGUGCGUGAAGUGUGCUUAGGUGGCAGAACCAGCCACCCCUGCCGAGAGAUGGCCUCCUUGGUAGGGCCCGAGCCGGGAGAGAAGACCCGCUGUGGUACCUGGGCACCCAGCUCACGUUGGGAUUUUGUUUUCCCUCACGGCAGCUGCUCUUGGCAGCUGCCUGGUCAUCAUCUGUUUGUGGGAGUGGCAAAUGAGUAUUUUAGACCCAACACACACUCUAAAUUGACAGCAAGUAAUGAUUAGAACAAAUAAAGGUUCUUUUACCCAAAAUGACUCUCCAUGGAAAACAGCUUUUUGGGGUUUUUUUAUGUUUGGUUUGGUUUCGUUUGGUUUGGUUUUUUUAAUCCCCCCCCUUCCCCAAAUGUGUGACUGAAGUAGGAAGAAAUGAUUUAGAAAGACUGUGUAGUGUAACGGGGUUUUGAAGGAAGACAGAUUUCUCUGCUGUGUAGGGUGAGGGAAUCCGACAGUUGUCAGAGGCCUGCUAAUCAAUUGUUUCCUCAGCUAACCAUAUGUCCAGGUAGCCGACGCAUCUUUUCAAAUCUGAGUGCCGCCUGCUGAGUCUGGAGAACUUACACACAGCAACUCUGUGCUUUUUUUUUUUUUCCUUCUUUUUCUCACUUCCCCGCCCCCCCUUUCUUUUUCCAUAGUAGGAUUCUAGCAGUGAGCCAGUCUUAAAACUUUCUAAAGAUUUUUUUUUUAAUGUCCCACAGGAAUGAUUUUUCUUUCUUAUGUUUUUUUGUUUUUGUUUUUUUAAUUUAGAAGUGCUAUAUUCCACAAGAUUAUCAUCAAUGAGGUUGAAAGAUACCUUUUUUUAAUUCAAAAAGCACAACCAAUCUUUUUCUUUGAAAAAGCUACAUAACGUACAACUUGCUUUCAGCAUGAUUAUUUUCCUAAAUGAAAAAAAGACAAAGGAUUUACUUAUUUUACGUUAAUUACGGGCAUGAAGCAAAAGGUUUUCUUAAUAAAAAAAAAACUUAAAGUGCAGUUAUGUAGGGCUGUGGUUAGUUAACCGUACUGAGUUACUUGUCUAGCAUUGUGGCUUGUUGGAAGGGUAGUAUUAACUAUUUAACAUGUACCGGUGUACUUUAACUCUUAUCUAGCACGUUGUCUUCUCAUUACUUUGGGGGAGGGAGGGUCUCGACCGGCACUGUCUUAACUUGCUUCCCUGCUGAAUUAGCAGUUUGCUUGUGCUAUAAACCGUCACUGUAGGUGCAAAUUAGGGUAGGCUUCAAGUGCUGGGGUGGUGAUUUGAGUUCAAAACAAUAAAAUAUUGUAUUUUUUCAAUAUUGUAUAAAUAAUAGUGUCCUAAUUACCUACUCCCCCCCACACUCCUACCACCCCUCCACCAAAAAUGUCCAGAGAACAGCUGCUGUAAAUCUUGUCCAAGAAAAAUAGCAGAGCCAAGUUUAGGGGCGCAGGCCCUCGAGCAGUGCCCAUGGCCCUGCUGCCCAGCUCAGUCCAUGUGUCUCCAGUGAGAGGACAGUCACCUGCCAGUACCAGCAGCUUGGUGGCACUGGAUUUCCCGGGAGUGCCGGGAAGCCGUGGAGGUCAGGAGCAGAUGAGGUUUGCUCCUGACCAUCCCGAUCUGUGGCGAGGUUGUAAUCAGGCUGCUCUGUUGGCACUGGAAUCUCUACCCAAACCACACCGAACCCUCCUCCCCUCCUGCACAAGCCUGUCCUUUCUGGGUUGGCACCCUGGUCCCAUGCUGGUGGGUACAGGAGUCGGCCCGGGGACUCUGCGCACCUAGGACAAGUGGGAAAGUUGGUCAGGGCAGGGAGUGAUACAAUGCCAAGGCUUCCAGAGGGUGCCGCAGCAGAGCCCCCGCAGAGAGGCUGGGCAUGACCGGCUCCCAGGGAUGUGCAAGCUAGUGCCCUCUCGGUACCCCGUCACUCCUAGCUUUUGAAAUCCUCCCAUUCCUUGCCCUUGUCCAAAUAAUUGAGGCUCAGACUCGCGCCAAAGCCAGGAAGCAAGAGGCCACUGCUUGCUCACCCUCGUGCCUGAGUUUUGUUUUGCUUCGUCUUCUAUCUCAUCGCCCUACUCAAGGUUGCUGUGCAUUUCACCCUAAUGAGAUAAUCACCCGACAUUGCCAUUCAGCCCCUAAGAUCUUCCUCCAAAAGCUCUUCUAAUUGCCAACUAGCUGAUCCAAGCUUUGAGGAGUGUCUCUCCUCACGUGGCUCCCUGAUGCCCUAGUUGGCCUUGGUCAGACACUGCUUCUUGCUUCCUUUCUUUCUUCCUUUCUUUGUUUUUAAGGCCUCCUCUUGGGGUGAAUGAGAAUCAGUGAGAGGUAGGACUUACCUCAUGAUUCUCAGUGUCUAGGCAUCAAUUUUCUGGAAGGUAGUGUGUUUGCUUUUACAAAGGGUAUGACCCAUCUGUGCCCUUCACAGAAAGUAGCUAGAGUGUUUGUACAUUUGUUUUUGUUGUUGUUGUUGUUGUUUUUAUCAGUUUCCUAACUGGGUUCAGGGCCUCACUGAGUGGAGUCAAAUCAUUUCUGGUUGGGUGUCAAGAACUCCAUUCCUUCAGAUUCAUGAAUCCGCACUCUCCUCUCCUCUGGCACUCAGUACCUUGGCAGUUCCUUUAGGGGUGGAAUGAGUGCAGACCCUGGCGGUGGGGAUGGGGGUGGGGAGGAUCCAUUAAGGGGCCUCAGACACCAGAAGAAGGGCCAGGACUCACCAUCCAGCAAAAUCCUCCUCCUGGCUGUGGGCUUGGAAAGAAAUGACCAUUAGUUAUUGACUGUCUUUGGUACCUGUUGUGUGAUACUUGAAGAGAUUUUUUUUAAAGGGAUUUACUGGCCCUUGAUUGAAAUCUAAGCUUUUUAUUGCCUUUUCCCCCCUUGCCCUCUCUCCUGUCCAUCUUCCGUGCAUUGUGAUCACCUAGUGGGCAUUUCUGUCUACAGGACGAAUGCCUCCUCUGACUAUAACCUCUUAAUAGUUGUGUAUAGUGAAAACUGUAAACUUUUUUUAAAUAAAAUGUGUAUAUACCUUG